AUGGCCUCAUCAGUGGGCAGAGAUUACAAACAACCGCCCGGUCGCCGCCAGUCCCCCGCCGCGCACCGUCCGCCCUCGGGCUCCCCUCACCCGCCGCCUGUUGCCGGGCCGCACGGCCGUGGGCGCGAGCGCCUGGCGGGAGCGCGGAGGCGGGGGCGCGGACCGCGCGUUGGCGCCGCUCUCCCGGGCCUUGCCGUGGCCGUGGCCGCGGCCGCUGGUGGGUGGGGUGGGUGGCGCCUCUUUCGCCGGAGAGGAUUCAGGCUGAGGAAAGGCUCAGGCAGCCUCCCGCCGUCGGUGAGGACAGGCCCCGCUUCCCAGCCGCUCCGGGACAGGCGGGCCCGGGAAUCACGUGGCAGAGGGGCAAGACGGCGAGCACAGGACCCGACUCCCAUUGACAAGAUCCAGCCUCAGCACAACUUUAACAUUCAGCAGUUUACAGGGGUGUGGCGCCUCAUUGCUAUUGGAUCGCAAUGUUCCUAUUUGAGAAAAAGUAACUACAGGCUGGAUGCGGUCACUGUGCGAGUGAGUGAUCAGACUGAAGCCAUGCGGAUCAACACAUUACACAAAAUGGAUGGGAUCUGUUGGGACAUUAAGCAAGACUACAGGAAGGCUACAACCCCUGGGAGAUUCUCAAGAAAAAAUCGGGGACUGACUACUGACAUUGUAGUCAGUGACACAGACUACACCAAUUACGCAAUACUCUUCCUUCAGCAAAGACGGAAAAUUACUCUCAAGCUCUAUGGGAGAACCUCUAACAUCGAUGAAGCUGUACAGAUCAAGUUUCGUCAACUUGUUAUCAGCAACAACAUCCCAGAAAUAUUCAUUUAUGCAUUCCCUCAAUAUGGGUUCUGUGAUGCCGCUGAUGAAUUUCAUCAACUCGAUGACGAUUUGGGAAAAUCUUAAGCCGGAGGUGUUGAGCCUCACUCACUCUGCCCCCGGACAGUUUGUGGUUUCUCUGCUGAUGGAUGUGAUCAACAUCUUGUCAAUUGAUCAAAUAAAGUUGAGCAUGGCAUUAAA
Messenger RNA from Pristis pectinata (smalltooth sawfish), 1017 nucleotides. RefSeq names its product complement component C8 gamma chain-like. NCBI's taxonomy places the organism in Eukaryota, Metazoa, Chordata, Chondrichthyes, Rhinopristiformes, Pristidae. The transcript has 9 exons. The record is from RefSeq and is a predicted model, not a curated record. Gene Ontology annotation, cellular component: membrane attack complex. Gene Ontology annotation, biological process: complement activation. The coding region runs from base 1 to 903 and encodes 300 amino acids.